UUUUUAUCAUCGCUCUCUUUCCAACGUUCGGCAAUUUGACUUCAGAGAUUCGUUCCUCGCAGAUAAAUUUUUCGUCUUUUCUCUCCUUUGAUUUAACUUCCGUGGCUGUUGUUUCUCGCUUCCUCUCGGUCCAGCUGUAUAUUGCUCUCUCUUUCAUUUCAAUUCAUUAUUUAUAUCUCAGUUUCAUUUUCAGUGCAGAAAGUACAAUACAGUGUAAACACAAGGUAGGGCCCACCUGUGUUUGGUAUACACGCGUGUUAUUUUUCUGCGUUUUUUCCCACGCGUAAACGGAGGUCGCGUGAUUCGUUUAAUCUACUGGGCGCACUCCUAGGAUCGAGGCGGAGGUACGAUUAUCGAUGGGUGUCUCAUUCCACGAUGAGCGGUGUCAAGAAGAAAGUCAAUCAUCAGGCAGUGUUUAAACGGCGUACCAAAAACGAGGACAAUGCUGAGUUAUCGAGAAGCGUCAUUUUAGAAGCGAGAAAAACGGGACAUCUGAAUCUCUCGUCAAAGGGAUUGUCCACGGUACCUGAUAGAAUAUGGAGCAUAAACGAAUUAACAAAAGAAGAAUUAUGUGACAUGCAUUUCGAGCUCGAUUAUGUACACGAGGAAGAACGAUGGUGGGAACAAGAACCACUGAAGAUUUUGGAUCUAAGCUCCAAUAGUUUAACUGUAAUCAAUGACAAGAUACAAUUUCUAACAGAACUGAGUACUUUAAAUUUGCACAACAAUUUGUUAGAAGAAUUACCACCUGAGAUCGACUCUCUGCGCAAGUUAAAAAUAAUAAAUCUGUCCAACAACAAACUGAAAGAUUUACCUCGUGAAUUUUACACAUUGGAGGAAUUAUGUGAGUUAUAUCUAAAAAGUAAUCAUUUAAGUACACUCGAAGCCGAGAUUGGGAAUCUAAUCAUGUUAACUCAUAUGGAUUUAUCGUAUAAUAAUUUAAGUGAAUUACCAAUUGGAAUGGGAUAUUUGGUACGAUUAGAAACGUUAAAUUUGUGUCACAACAUGAUAAAAGAAUUACCGCCCGAUAUAACAAAUAUGAGAUCAUUAAAAACAUUAGAUGCCAGCUUUAACCAAUUGGAAACGUUACCACCAUUAAGCGAAUUGCGAAAAGUAGAAAGAAUCAUGUUUCAAUCUAAUAAUUUGCAAGAAUUUCCAGACAUAUCAGGUUGUUCAGCUUUAACAGUAUUGCAUUUGGAUAACAAUAACAUUCCUGAAAUUGAUCCGCAACGCUUAGAAGCAAUAAGACACCUAAAAAAGCUCACGUUGCAAAGCAAUAAAAUUGAAGUAAUACCUGAAGAAAUAAUCAAAUUGAUAAAAUUAGAGGUUUUUGAUUUAUCGUAUAAUAAUAUAUCUUUAAUACCUCAUUGUAUUGGCAUAUUGCCUAAUUUGAAGCAGUUUACGAUAAAGGGAAAUAAUAUAAAAAAUAUAAGAGGAGAUAUAAUACGAUGUGGAACACCUCGCAUUUUGACACACAUUCGCCAAAGGGUAGAUAAUACAAGUAUAAAUGCCAAAGAAUUAUUACAACCUAGUACAAGCAAUAAUAUUUAUCCCGAUAAAUAUAUAAUGAAGAAUACAAAGUUGUUCAGUUUAACUGGACAAAAUCUUCAGGAGUUACCCGAUGAAGUUUUGGAGAAUGCAGCGGAAGCCUCCGUCACAAUCAUCGACUUAAGUAGAAACAAAUUUUCAGAAUUGCCCGAUAAAAUGUCGAUAAUCGCUACGGUGACGGACUUAAAAUUAACUUCAAAUCAUCUAGCGAGCUUACCAGAAUGGAUUGGUGAAAAGUACAAAUAUUUGCAAGUUUUAGAUAUAAGUAAAAAUUAUUUGCAGUCUUUACCAUCAAGCAUCAGUUGCUUGAAAUACUUGCGAGACGUUGAUCUAUCAUUUAACAGGUUUACCGAGUUACCAGAAUCUAUUUAUGAUGUUACAUCUUUGGAAAGUUUAAUUGCCAAUGACAAUCUAAUUGCAAAGAUAGAUGUAUCACUUUUGGAAAAAUUAAAAAGACUCGCAGUAUUAGAUCUGACAAAUAAUAAUAUUGCUCAUGUACCGCCUGAACUCGGUAAUUUGAAAAAUUUAAGAAAUCUAUUGUUGUCUGGAAAUUGUUUCAAAUAUCCUAGGCAAGCAAUUCUAAUAAAAGAUACAGAAGAAAUACUCAGUUACCUGCGUAAUUUAAUACCUCAAUAACAAUAAAUAAAAUAACGAAAGUGUUAGAAA
Molecule: messenger RNA, 2214 nt
Organism: Pogonomyrmex barbatus (red harvester ant)
Lineage: Eukaryota; Metazoa; Arthropoda; Insecta; Hymenoptera; Formicidae
Cellular component (GO): cytoplasm
Molecular function (GO): protein binding
Source: RefSeq, a predicted model, not a curated record